Hevea brasiliensis (rubber tree) is the source of this 1907-nucleotide messenger RNA. Its product is annotated as nuclear transport factor 2. Bases 158 to 1558 code for a protein of 466 amino acids. Gene Ontology annotation, molecular function: mRNA binding. The record is from RefSeq and is a predicted model, not a curated record. Lineage: Eukaryota; Viridiplantae; Streptophyta; Magnoliopsida; Malpighiales; Euphorbiaceae. Gene Ontology annotation, cellular component: ribonucleoprotein complex; cytosol. The transcript is spliced from 9 exons.
UGGACCCACUUUCUGUAAAUAUAAAGAGGAGGAAGAGUUGCAGCCAAAAUCCCUCAAGCCCCGAAGCCUCUAUAAAGUCAUACUUCUUUGAUCUGUAGCUUUCCCCUCUCUUUCUCUCUCGGGCCAGAGAGAGAAUCUGAUUGACCUUCUGCGAGGGAUGGCAACCCAGGGAGAAGAAUCUACCCCCACUCCUCAAGUUGUGGGGAAUGCCUUUGUUGAGCAGUACUACAAUCUACUGUCGAAAUCCCCAGAGGUGGUUCACAAAUUUUACCAGGAUUCUAGUGUGAUUAGUCGGCCAGAUUUUGAUGGUUUUAUGUCAUCUGCCUCAACUUUGGAUGGCAUUGACAAGAUGAUCCUUUCCCUUGACUAUAAGGAUUGUGUGGUUGAGAUAUUGACAACUGAUGCUCAAGAGUCAUUUGGGGAUGGGGUGAUUGUUUUGGUGACUGGUUUCUUUACUGGGAAGGACAAUAUCAGGCGCAAGUUUACACAAUUAUUCUUUUUGGCUCCACAAGACAGUCAUGUCUACUUUGUUUUAAAUGAUAUUUUUAGGUAUGUGGAUGAAGAAGUAAUGCCCAUUAAAAUCAAUGAUGAAGAUGAAGAUUCUCCGGCUGCUCCUGUCACACCAGAUCCUGAGCCAACUCUGGAUUCCAAUCAUUCUUUGAUGGAUCAUGCAGCUCCUCAUUUGGAGGAGGAUAUUGUUCAAGAUGAGGAAUCUGUACUUCCACUGGACAAUGGAAAGAUUUCUACCGAUGAUGAAGUUGUUUCUAGUCCAUCCGUUGUUAUACAUCAGAAUGAUGUUCCCCCAGCUUCAGUCCAAAGUGAUUCUUGCUCAAUUUCAGAGGCAACUUUUUCUAAUGCCCAUGAGGAUCUUCCAAAGAAAUCAUACGCUUCUGUUGCUAAUGCAUUGAAUUAUAAGAAGCAACCAUUCCAACAAAGGAUUUUACCUGCCAAACCUAUAGAACAUUUGUGUGCAACGGUGGUGCCUGAAGUAUCCCCACCUCCAGCUAAUAACAAAUCUGUGGAAAAGAACAGUGUCGAUUCAGUUAAGGGUUACUCCAUCUUUGUUGCCAAUUUGCCCAUGAAUGCAACUGUUGAGCAACUUGUAGAGACUUUUGAGAAAUUUGGGCCUAUUAAACCUAAUGGUGUUCAAGUCAGAAGCUACAAGCAAGAAAAGAAUUGUUUUGGCUUUGUGGAAUUUGAAUCUGCUAGUUCUAUGCAGAGUGCACUUGAGGUUUCCUCUAUCAAGAUUGGUGACCGACUAGCUCAUAUUGAGGAAAAAAAAGCCAAUAAUGAAGGUGGGAAAUUCCCAUCUAGAAAGGGUGGUUUCCGAAGUGACAGUUUCAGGAACCGAGGUCGUGGCUAUGGGAGGAAUGAGUUUGACAAUCAAGUUGGAUCAUCUGGUCAAUCUCGUGGUACUGCUAGACGCAAUGGAGAAGGUAACAAGAAAAUUUAUCAGAAUGGGGGAGGAAGAGUUGCUGGACAGGGACAGACUCAAGCACAGGCUCAAUCUCAAUCUCAAUCUCAAGCUCAAGCUCAAUCUGCGGGUGGGAAGAACUAGUUUGCUGCUUUCUGCUGGAAUUUUGUUUACUAUAAAUUUUUCCUUGAUUUUUCAGAUUGGUAAGUAUUUGGGAAAUCGGAUUGCAGCUUUUAAAGUUUUCCCCUACACAAUUUAUAGUGCUUUUUUAAGCAUUGCACUCUGUUUAAAGCAGAACAGAAUAUGCAAGCAUCUUUAGAAAGAUUUUUUUUUUUUUUUUUGGUUUUUGGGUUAAAGUAUCAGCAUCCAACACAAUGCUAUAUUAAUGGUGUGUUCUUCAAAUGUUCGCUGAAACUCUGUACUUGAAUCAUAAUUAUUUCAACCAUUAUUCCAACAGAACACCAUAUUCUAUAUAAUUCUAAUUUUUAUUUUA